Dermatophagoides farinae (American house dust mite) is the source of this 630-nucleotide messenger RNA. RefSeq lists its product as uncharacterized. Lineage: Eukaryota; Metazoa; Arthropoda; Arachnida; Sarcoptiformes; Pyroglyphidae. The record is from RefSeq and is a predicted model, not a curated record.
AAUUUUUUUUAGUAAACAUUCAUACUGCGUUCAUUCUAUAUAGUGAUUAUAAUGAAAAUCAUGAUUAUUUUUUGAUCAAAUCUUUAAAUCUUUAAAUUCCGUGAAAUAAACAUGUUGUUACCGCAAUUGAUUCGUUCGAUACCGCGACAACAUUCAUCAAAAGUGAUGAUAAUAUUACAGCAACAAAAUUUGAUAAAUACUCAAAAUUCAAUGAUGAUGGUUUCAACGAGAUUUGUGAUAACUCGAAAUUUGAGUUCCCAGAAUAAUCUGACACCAAUAAUCCAAAAAAAUUCAUCUGGUCAUUCAUCAUCAUCCAACAAAUCAUUGACAAAAAAUCCAAUAAAAUCUAUAACAGAAAAUGUUGGCCAAUCAAUCACAUCGGCAAAUAUGGGCAUCAAACAACGAUAUCGAACAUUCAAACGUAAAGUUCGUAUUUUUACAAUUACAUUCGUCAUUACAUUUUUGAUUGUUUAUGGCAUUAUUGAUCAUUCAAUUCGAACUGUUAUAUAUGAAUUUUUAAAGGAACAAAAUUUAAGUUCCUAUAUAACUCCAAUGAUUACCACCACCAUAAUGACAACGAAUAGUGAAAAUGGAAAAAAAUCUGAACAAUAAAUCAAUUAUAUAUUGAAA